AUGGCUUGUGAGGACGCAGAAGAAUGUGUAAUUGAUAGAGAAUAUGGAAGUAUAGAGUUUGUGAAAGAAGGGACGAUUUUGAGUACGACAGAAAUUAUCGAGUUAAGAAGGGGUCUUAUAUCUGGUGUUAAAUGGUGCUUAAAUAUGGAAGACAUGGAGACAGGAAAACGCCAAGUACUGAAGGCCAAAUAUUCUGAAUCAGGAAGUGAAAAGUUUGAUUUCCAGAGUCACGAAACAGUUAAGCUCGAGAAGCAUGAAAAGUGUUCGUUUCAAUGUAAGGAGAAAGCUUCAGACUGUUCGAGCCAACAGAUUUAUAAGGAAGACGAAUGCUGUUGCGUUUGUAAAAAUCAACAUAGAUCUGGCAGCUGUCAUAAGGACCAAAUCUGGGACUCCGAGGUCUGCGAGUGUAAAUGUAAGAACUAUUCUAAGUGUUCGACAGGGCUCUAUUUUAACACGCGGACUUGCAGAUGUAACACUGUCAGUCUGCUAUGAAGUUUUUAACCCUAGCUCGACGUCGCUUUGUAGCCCAGUGAGACUUCUUCAUUCGAGAGAUAAACUACCUGGUUUUAAAAACUUCUUAUGUAGUUAAUAAACAUACAGUUGAGUCAUGUAUAUGCUAAUUU
Messenger RNA from Limulus polyphemus (Atlantic horseshoe crab), 623 nucleotides. RefSeq lists its product as uncharacterized. NCBI's taxonomy places the organism in Eukaryota, Metazoa, Arthropoda, Merostomata, Xiphosura, Limulidae. The record is from RefSeq and is a predicted model, not a curated record. The transcript has 4 exons. The coding region runs from base 1 to 492 and encodes 163 amino acids.